AUGUUUCUGAAAAGAUUAAUGAAUUACAACUAUUAUGCAGGUUUAGAUAUAUUAAGAAAUUUUGAUAUUGUAAAUUAUCUAAUAGCAGGUAUUGUCCUUUUGGCUUUAGUAUUAGCUGUAUUUAAUGAAGAUGCAUCAGCAGGAUCUCCAAGAUUGUCAUGGGUAUUAGGAGAAUUCUUACCAAUACAACAAUCUAUUUUUACUAUAAAUCCUAAUGUAGAGAAUAAAUUGUUUAAUAAAAAAAAUAAUAAAUUACAUACUUUUAUUACUUCUUUAUAUAAGCUAUUUAUUGAAUUAAAAGAGUCUAUAUCAGAAGGAAACUUUUUAAAUUUAUUAAAAAAAAAGACGAGAGAUAUAAUAAAAAAAAUAGUAUUAUAUAAGAAUUUAUUAGUUUUAAAGUACAUAUCAGAGUCUAAAAGGCAUUUAUUUUAUAUGUUAGUAAAGCAAAAGUACAAUUUACCAAUUCAGAAGGAUGAAUCUGAAAUGCAAAGUUAUUUAGAUGCAAAAAGAGAAGUAAUUAGAUUAAAUAGAUGGUGUUUUAUGUGGAAGGUAUCGGAUGUUAAAAAUGAGUUUAUCAUAUGUGAAAAUAUUAAAGCUAGACCAAUAUCUUCAUAUUCUUAUCUCGAUUUUGUAAGAGAACCAUUAGUUCAAAAUGCUGCAAUAGAAGCAGCAAUGAAAUGGUCUACAGGAAAUCAUGGUCCAAGGAUGUUGGGUGGAAAUAGUCAAAUAUUAAGGGAUUUAGAAAAAAUUGUUGCUAAAUUUUUUGGUAGAAAUGAUUCAAUUUUAGCUGUGUGUGGAUUUUUAGCAUGUAUGUCUGGAAUAGCAGCGGUUGCAACCCCAGAAGAUUUAGUUUUAUCUGAUAGUCGUACUCAUGCAUGUGUAAAAAUGGGAAUACAAGUAUGUGGUGCAAAAAAUUUUAUAUUUAAACAUAAUGAUUUUAAUCAUUUAGAAUUAUUACUACUCAAACAUAGAAAGAAAUAUAGAAAUUGUUGGGUGUGCAUUGAGUCAGUUUAUUCAAUGGAUGGUGAUAUAGCUGAUUUACCGACAGUUAAAACAUUAUGCAUCAAACAUAAUGCAAAGAUAUACUUGGAUGAAGCUCAUGGUUUAGGUGUAUUAGGAAAAACAGGAAGGGGGUUAGAAGAACAUUUCAAUAUGCAUGGAGCAGCUGAUAUUAUUGUUGGAACCUUCAGUAAAACUAUAGGAGGGGUAGGAGGAUAUAUAGUGGCAUCUGAUGAUGUAAUAGAAUUUUUAGAUUUCCAUUGUAUAGGUAAUGUUUUUUCUGCUCCUUUACCAGCCUACAAUGCAGGAGGUGCAAUGAAAGCUUUUGAAUUAAUUGAUUCUCAACCAUGGAGAAUAGAAAAACUUAAAUUUAAUGCAAAAUAUUUAAGAAAUGGAUUAAAGACUGGUAUGGGUUACUGGCCAAAAGAUUAUCCAGAAAGUUAUAAAUAUAUCAUAGAAGGAGAUGAUGCUACUAGUGUUAUACCUGUUAUUUUUCCUAAUGAUCCUGAUAGAUUAUUUAAAAUUGGUAAUGUUUUGUUAAAAAUGAAUUGGAUGAUUUCUGCUGUAGUUUAUCCUGCUUGUCCAUUAAGAUAUCCAAGAUUUAGAGUUACUGCAACUUCAGCAUAUACAGUAGAAUAUAUGAAUCAAUUUAUUCGUGAUAUUGUUUAUGCUACGGUUAGUGUAAAUCCAUCUCCAUUUGAAGAGGAAUUAAUAACUAUAUAA
Messenger RNA from Plasmodium gallinaceum, 1722 nucleotides. Its product is annotated as serine C-palmitoyltransferase, putative. Gene Ontology annotation, biological process: ceramide biosynthetic process; sphingosine biosynthetic process. The coding region runs from base 1 to 1722 and encodes 573 amino acids. Lineage: Eukaryota; Apicomplexa; Aconoidasida; Haemosporida; Plasmodiidae. Gene Ontology annotation, cellular component: serine palmitoyltransferase complex. Gene Ontology annotation, molecular function: serine C-palmitoyltransferase activity; pyridoxal phosphate binding. The transcript has a single exon. The record is from RefSeq and is a predicted model, not a curated record.